Molecule: messenger RNA, 1840 nt
Organism: Danio rerio (zebrafish)
Lineage: Eukaryota; Metazoa; Chordata; Actinopteri; Cypriniformes; Danionidae
Source: RefSeq, a predicted model, not a curated record
UGCUGUUUUCUGUUUAUUUACGGUUAUGAUGGGACCUUUAUCUGUGCUCUGCCGAGUUUUCUAACCACGUACAUUUUGUAUAUUAAAUGAUUGCUUGCCUGUAUUUACUAUAAUGUAUAAACUUAUUGUACGUUAUACUUUUAUAAUGGCCAUUAUUGAUCAUUAAAACUGAUAUUCAGCUAAAGAGAGGGUAUGUUUCGUAUUUUAAAACUAAAACAUAUUAGUGUUAACGGGGCCUAAGUAUUAAACCUGUUAAAGUAAUGUUUCACAGCUUAGCUCAAUAUCUUGAUAAUACCAAAGCUUCCAAAAAUGAACGGGUUUUUACACCACAAUUGACAAGACCAGUACAGAUAAUAUAUGUCCCACAAUGCAAUUCAAAAGCAUAAAUAAACACACACAACAAACAUGAAACACAAAAUACGGGAAACUGCUGAUUUACAGAUUUUCUUUUACCAUUAUAUUGGAAAACAGGAUUAUAUGUUGUUGAUUUGCAGCUAAUGUGCUCUUUAUCUUUAGCCUGGCUAUCCUGAAGAGCUCCCAAAGGAAGUGGUGAUGAUGACCAUUUUGAGAGAUUCCCCCUGCCGGUUCCUCAUCAAACUCCAAGAGUGGUUUUUGGUGAAAGAGGAGAAAUUUCCAGACGGGGUAAGUCUGUUUAUUCAGCACAUUACAUGAAAUAUGCACUGUAAGAGGGUUUGUCUCGUUUCUUAUUGUUUUUUUUUAUUUUGUAACUAAAAAUUCUUAAAUCAAGAAGCAUUUCUGAACAAGAACAUAACUCUGUCUUAUUUUCAGAAGAGCUCGUGGGUUAUUAAUAUGCCGGUGCGGUAAGGGAAAUAAACUUGUUUCUACUUUAAAAUCUAUCCUGAAUGUAACUGGAAGCCAGUGUAAAGACUGACCUGAGGACUGCUGUCAUGUGCUUGAUUUUAAUUGAUUGCAUUUGCUUUCAGAGAACGAUCAAGUCAAUAGUGAUGGUGAUAGAGCAUCCCGGCCUGUGCAGAACUCUAGCAGAAUUCCUGAAGGAGCACCCACACCUGGAGAGGAGAGACGCUCGCACACUGAUCCAGCAGAUCGUGAAAGCGGCUCAAGCGUGCACGAGGAAGGAAAUUUGUCAUUUUGAUAUCCACGAUCAUAAUAUCCUGGUCAUCAGUCCGCCUCUGCACAUUAAGCUGAUAGAUUUUGGAUGUGGGUUGCACAUCUUCCAUGAUCCAGAGAAUCACCCACGGCCAGACACAGUGAUAUCUCCCGAGAGAGCGGAAAAAAGGACGAUGAAUCAGCUGGUUACCAUCGUGCAGGAUAUAGCAAGACAUUGUUCCAGCAUACCUACAGGAUUCAUGGAGUUUAUUGCUGCCUGCUGGUCCCCUCAAUAUGUUGUAGAAGAGAUCCAGCAUACAGUGGAUGAGAUUCUGGACCAGCCGUGGCUAAGAAACUAGUGAAAAUAAAGACUGUUUUAGUCAAUUGAUGAACAUGAGGAGUUUAUGCUUUCCAAGUGGUUCAGCAUGACGUAGAGCCCAUCAGAAGCAGGAAACAGGUUUUCAGACUUCCAUUUAUGUCACAUUGUUUUGCUGUUUUCCGCUUCUGCUUCCCAAAUUCUGCACUUCCUCCUGCGAGUGUUGCAGUCAGAGCUGCAUGUAAAUGAGGGCCGGUUUCAGUCUAGUCCACCAGCUCUCGACUGAAAGCUCCUCCUCCAGCCAAUCACGCGAGGAGGAAAGCUGAUGUCACUGUAAUGGCUCUUAUCCUAAAACAUAUUUUGUUGGAAUGUGGAAGUUUGAAUGUUAUUAGACUACUUUGAUGCACAUUUUUAGAAAGGUACCACAAAGAGUCUUUCAGUAUUUUAAAUCUUAAA